AUGGAGCACUUCCCCGACGGGGCGCACGUGCGGCUGCGGAGCCGGGUGCACGGCACGUUCCUCCACGCCGACGCGGACGGGGUGGGCGUCUCCCCGAGCCCGCGGCGCGCGUCGCUGAGCGCGGCGUGGGCGGCGCACCGCGUCGAGCGCGGCGGCGCCGCCUACGUGCUCCUCCGCAGCAACGCCUACGGCCGAUACCUCGCCCUCUGGGCCCCGCCCGCGCCGCGGGGGCAGGGCCGCAGCGCCCGCAGCCCCGUCCUGCGCGUCUACGACUCCCCGGAGCAGGACGACGUCCUCUGGGUGGCCGUCAGGGCGCGGGACGGGGGCGACGACGUCCUCUUGCGCCACGGCAGGGACGACACGUCGUUCCUCGGCGUCACCGUGGACAGCCAUGACAGCCGGCAAACGCAUUGGGUGGUCGAGGCCAUCCCCGCGAGACAGAGGCCGCCAAUCCUUCCAGCUCCAGUUCCGCUUUCCCGUCCAAUGGUGCUGUGGCGGACGAUCUCGUACGUGCGGGCGGACGACGACGGGAACUUCGACCCGCGCCCGCUCGCCAGGAGAUGGUUCAUUUUCUACGGCAGGUCCGUGUUCCAGCUGACGGGCGUCCUGUCGAUCCUUCUGCGCGAGAGGUUCUUCGGCAUCAGGCUGUGCGUGCGGGCCGGCUCCCAGGGGCGGCUGACCCCUCUCGUCAUCGACCUGCCUGCCAACGAGCAGACCAUGGACAUCGUCGUCCUCACCGCCUGGUCAUCAGCUGCUCAGGGUCAGGAGUUGGUGUAUCCAGAUGUUGAUGCGUAG
Molecule: messenger RNA, 795 nt
Organism: Setaria italica (foxtail millet)
Lineage: Eukaryota; Viridiplantae; Streptophyta; Magnoliopsida; Poales; Poaceae
Exons: 3
Coding region: 1-795 (264 amino acids)
Source: RefSeq, a predicted model, not a curated record